Lycium ferocissimum is the source of this 1726-nucleotide messenger RNA. RefSeq lists its product as uncharacterized. The coding region runs from base 17 to 1615 and encodes 532 amino acids. The transcript has 4 exons. NCBI's taxonomy places the organism in Eukaryota, Viridiplantae, Streptophyta, Magnoliopsida, Solanales, Solanaceae. The record is from RefSeq and is a predicted model, not a curated record.
UGAUCUUAUAAAACAUAUGGCUUCAACUCAUAGGGAAGUCGACCAUGGGAAGCUUUCUUUCCUAAUAGUCAUCACAUUUUGCUUUGUUAUAGAUAGUACAUCUGCCGAAUGGUUGAAUCAUGGGGGCGACAGAACAAACAGUAGGUCAGCUAUUGGUGAAGUUUUGAUCAGUCCAAGAACAAUAAACAACUUGAAACUAAGGUGGAAAUUCUUGGCUGGAUUUGAUAUUACAGCAACACCAGCAGUAGCAAAUGGAGUAGUUUACUUCCCAUCAUGGAAUGGGAACUUGUAUGCAGUGAAUGCAAGAAAUGGAGGACUCAUAUGGCAACAGAAUCUUACAAGGCUCACUGGAUUGCCUUUAACAGGGAGAUAUGUGAAUGUGACAGUGUCAAGAUCAACACCAGUUGUGGCUGAUGAUCUUUUACUAGUGGGAAUUUAUGGACCUGCUGUUGUGAUUGCAGUGAGAAGGUUAACUGGAGCACUUGUUUGGAAAACUCAGUUAGAUCCCAGGCCUUUGGCUCUUGUCACUCAAUCAGGAACAGUUCACUUGGGUGGAUAUUUUGUCGGAGUAUCAUCACUGGAGGAACUACUACCAGCUGCAGAAUGCUGCACAUUUAGAGGCAGCCUUGUAAAACUAAAUGUUAGAACUGGUGCCAUUUUAUGGCAGACAUAUACACUACCAGACAAUGGCGGAAGACUGGACGGUUAUUCAGGGGCAGCGAUAUGGGGAAGCAGCCCUGCUAUCGACGUAGCCAGAGGAUUCGUCUACGUAGGAACUGGAAAUCUCUACUUAGCUCCACCGGAUGUGCUGAAAUGUCAAGCAGCACAGAACAACCGGACAACGCCACCAAGUACCACUGAUCAGUGUUUUGGUGAAGAUGUUCAUUUUGAUUCAAUUCUUGCACUGGAUGUGGAUACUGGAGAAACUGCUUGGGCCACACAGCUUGGAGGCUACGACGUUUUCUAUUUUGCGUGUUUGGUUCCUAAUAAUCCUGAUUGUCCACCAGGGCCUAACUUGGAUGCUGAUUUUGGAGAGGCGCCUAUGUUGUUGACUAUAUUUUCAAAUGGAAGAUUGCGCGACGUUGUGGUAGCGGUGCAGAAAAGUGGCUUUGCUUGGGCACUUGAUCGCAACACUGGCCAUAUUGUUUGGGUUAAGACAGCAGGACCGGGGAGCUUGGAGGGGGGAGGUGUAUGGGGUGCAGCGACAGACGGGAGGCGAGUUUACACAAACAUAGUCAAUGGAAACAGAGUUCCUUUCACCCUGGCACCUUCAACUCAAACAACAACAGCUGGUGGAUGGGUGGCAAUGGAUGCAAACACAGGCCAAAUCCUCUGGACCACUGCAGACCCUAGCAACGACACGGCCCACGGGCCGGUCACCAUAGUCAAUGGAGUUUUAUUUGCAGGAUCUGUGGCUCCUAAUGGGCCUCUCUAUGCCAUGGAUGCCAGUACUGGGAAAAUCUUGUGGUCAUUCAACACUGGUGCUACCAUAUAUGGAGGUGCAUCAGUUAGCUAUGGUUGUGUUUAUGUUGGCCAUGGAUAUUCAAUUGGUCUGGCUAAGUUCCAUCCUACUUGGAACAGUGGGACUUCACUCUUUGCCUUUUGCAUUGGGUGAAUGUACUUUCACUUUCUGAUAAGAGUUGUAAUGCUAAUAAGUUUCUCUACCUAAAGAUCAUGUUUCUAACACAUUUAACUAUCAACAUAACAUAGGCCAACUCAUUUAACU